GCAUCAAAGGACGGAGAAACGCCCGCAUAAUGCUGCCACCAUCAUCGUAACGAGUCCCGGCGUCAUCAUCUCAUCAUUAACGCCACCAUUCAACCAUAUAACAGGCCGGCCCGUGCCCCAGGCAGACCAUCCUGUUGGACUUGAUUUACACAGAUCUAAAUGUAACCACAUCAUCCAAGUCCAACUCCAGAGCAAUUGUCUACCAUUCGAAUCGCACGCAGUUCAUCAUGUCCUCAAGAACAAAUCCCAUUUCGCGCUUUGCAGAAACCGCCAAGGAGAAGGUGGCGCCUAGUACUACCUCCAGCACCAAGGCCAAGGAUCCCACUGAGAAUUGGAGUCCUGAGGAGAUGUUUGAGACCACCCUCGACAAGGACGGCAACCCGGUCCCCGAACCCUACUCGUUCAUCGAUGGAGAAAGAAUGACCCGAGGAACGAAAGGUGGUAACGAUGAGGGAGAUGUGUAUGCCGCGGCAAAUGAUGACUUCGAUUAAUUCGCCGGUCCAGCAUAAUUACGAUGCUCGAGGCAUCGGGUGAAAAGACGCUAUGAUAUGAGACCAUCUUGAAUGUUGAAUGCUGUGCGUCAAUCCUGGCGGAGGGAUACAUGUAUGUGUAAAUGUGGAUAGCAGUAAUAUCCCCGUGGGGCACUCCUUGACCACGGGCCAAACCGAAACAAUCAGAUUGUAUGCGCGAAACAAGUUUG
Aspergillus ibericus CBS 121593 is the source of this 700-nucleotide messenger RNA. RefSeq lists its product as uncharacterized. The record is from RefSeq and is a predicted model, not a curated record. The transcript is spliced from 2 exons. NCBI's taxonomy places the organism in Eukaryota, Fungi, Ascomycota, Eurotiomycetes, Eurotiales, Aspergillaceae. The coding region runs from base 228 to 491 and encodes 87 amino acids.